Fusarium coffeatum is the source of this 1104-nucleotide messenger RNA. RefSeq lists its product as uncharacterized. The record is from RefSeq and is a predicted model, not a curated record. Bases 1 to 1104 code for a protein of 367 amino acids. The transcript is spliced from 3 exons. NCBI's taxonomy places the organism in Eukaryota, Fungi, Ascomycota, Sordariomycetes, Hypocreales, Nectriaceae.
AUGGUCUCCUUCAAGCUUCUCGUGGCCUUCAUGGCCACCUCGACCAGCGCAGUUCAAGCUGUUGCUAAGGAAGACCCUGACUGCUUCACCAAGUGCGCGAUAAAGAUCACCUCGAUUGAUGGCUACGAAAAGGAUUGUGCAAACUUCGCUCAUAUGCAUGGAAACACGCAAGGCUGCCCGAAUAAGCGCCCCGACGAGGACGAUAGGAAUGUCCGGUGGAAGCCCAGGAAGUCCAAGAAGCCCAAGAACGACGCAACGAACCAGGCCGAAGAUUACAAGGAGAAGAAGCCGAAGCUGAACAACGAGGACAGGGCCGAAGCCUUCAAGUUGAAGAAGCCCAAGUUCAAUGACCAAGGCAAGGCUGCCUACUGGGAGGGCAGGAGGCCCACGAAGACCUUCCCCGAAGACAGAGUCGACAAAUACAUGGAAGACAGGAUCCGGUACUUCAACAAGAAGAAGCCUGAAUGUCCCAAGGGUAAGGGUUGUGAUUGUGACAAAGACUGUCCCAACGAGGAAAGUGCCGGUGACAAGAAAAAGGAAACAAAGGAGGACAAUAGCCGUAACAACCAAGAACUCGACCAGGUUGCCGCUGCAGAUACUCCAACUUCAACACCCACAAUCAUAACAGGAGAGUUCCGAGUGGUUGCGCAGACUGUCACCGAGCAACAGACGGCGACAACAACAACCACUGCCUUUGCUACAAUCACUACAACCAACUCUACCACAGUCACCACAACCAAUUCUACUACAGUUACAACAACAGACUUUACCACACUUACCACAACGACAACCACUACUCCUACAGGCACAGCGUCUACACUCCCUUUCGUCCUGGGUGACCCCGCAACAUGCAAUGCUCCAGGAUCAUGUAGGCUUCCGUCAUCCCCAUGCGGUCCUCCUGACUCGCCCUGCUCUUGUUGGGCCAUUUCAGAGGGUCAUAGUCUCUGUAUGCUUGAGACCAAUUGUACGGGUCUCCAGCAGUGCUCAUCCUCGAGAAAAUGCCCGGCGGGACAGAUGUGUUUCACCAAUACUUGCUGUAGUCGUGGUGGUGUUUGCAUUGCUCCUGCUACCAAUGAGCAGUGUGGUAUCACUGCCCCCCAGUAA